This is a messenger RNA of Thunnus maccoyii (southern bluefin tuna), 3479 nucleotides long. RefSeq names its product finTRIM family, member 83 (gene ftr83). The record is from RefSeq and is a predicted model, not a curated record. The coding region runs from base 1398 to 3116 and encodes 572 amino acids. Gene Ontology annotation, molecular function: zinc ion binding; protein binding. The transcript is spliced from 7 exons. Lineage: Eukaryota; Metazoa; Chordata; Actinopteri; Scombriformes; Scombridae.
GUUAACACUGAUAGAUCAUUACAUCAUGUCUGUUGAUGUUGCAUCACUUGCACUGAAGAGUAUGACCUCCAUCAACAGAUUUUUUUUUGUUUGUCUCAUAAGAUGCUACAUUUAGUCUUCAUGUCAGCUGUAGUUACUGUUGUUGACGGACAACAGACCCUAUAAUGUCUGGCACUCUGCUUGGGCCAUCUUGGCUCUAACACAAUGGAAUCUUUUAAGCAGGCUUUCUCGGCCCUCCUGUUAUCUGGGCUAUCAAGUGUAGUUGCAUUCCUAUCUCCAUUUCAAUAGCCCUGAAACUCCAUCUUGGCUUGGAGGUGUGUCCACUGUAAGAUGAAAUAUGCAGAGGAACGUUUUUUUUUGGGUUUUUUUUUUAAUUCAGAACAGGAAACAUUCUUAUAAUUACUUGGAGUUUGGUGGAGAAAAAACUUUCUUAUUUGGGACAAUAUUACAUUUGAAAGACAAUCUCAGUGUUGACUUGGAGACCUGGGAAGAAGUAAUGAAAUGCAAAGUAAACAAGAGUUGAUAAUUAACUGGUUACAGAUGAGGUGAAGGUUGAAAUAUCACCAAACGAACUGAAUUUCACUAAAGCCAACAAAGCUGUUAAUUUGGUAUCACUACUCUUCAAUCAUUUAACCAUACAUCAGUGAUAAACGGAGUGAACCACUGAAGACUUUACCGAUGAGAAAUUACAGCCAAUCACCAGAAAAAGAGUUGUACUAAUAUAAGUCAAAUUGCAGAAAAUAAUCUCUUUAGCAUGAGGUUAGUUAGUACUGUGACUUGAGUGGGUAUCAUCACAUGCUCAAAGGGAACAGUCUGUCUCCAGGCUAUCUCUAACACUCUGCAAUUAGAGUACACUCAACAGUAAAAUGUGACACACCUGUGGUUUCCUAACAGUGCAUUAUUUCUUGAUGACUAGUUUGAAAGGUAUACUUUUUUCUGUCACUCAUUUGUUUGUGGGAUGCAAGUACUAGCAACAUUGCUAAACAUUAUUUUCAUGCUCAAUUUGCACCUAUUUCUUGCUAGAAAACAGAUAAAAUCCUCAUGGCCCGUAUAGAUUGUCUUUGUGAUUUCUUUGGUGACUACAUGACAUUUAAAAAAAAAAAAUUCUUGAACUGAACUUGAUCUGAUCACUCAAGGUCAAACCUUGUAUCUUAUGAUCACACAUUUCAUUCAUUCUCCUUACAUUCUGUAACUGAUGGAAGUAUUCACUGUGUCCUUUCUUCGCCCCGCCCAUGUUUUACUGGUUUCGGUUUAACCAGUUUAGCCUCCCUCUCUGUUUACUCUAUAUAAAUUGCGCUGGUAGUACCUGUAAGAUCACUUUGCCACUGUGCUGACACAAGUCACUGACUGUCACAGCAGCUUCACUACAUUAGAGGGAAAAACACCAAGCUGACUCCAUGUCAUCCGACCAAGACGACUGCCACCUGUGUAAGGAAUACCUUAGGGAUCCUGUGUCUAUCCCAUGUGGACACAUCUUCUGCUCCAUUUGUCUGAAGACAUACUGGGAUCAUGCUGACCACACAGGUUCAUACCUCUGCCCACAGUGCAGAGUCACGUACAACAAGAGGCCCACCCCAAGACGCAUGGGAGGCUCCCGGCACUCUACCAUCCAACGUAAUGCCGAAUCCUUUCCACCUCCACCUCCGUCCCCUGACUACAACUACGCAGGACCCCAGGAUGUAGGUUGCGACAUCUGCGUUGGCAAGAAACAAAAAGCCAUCAAGAGCUGCCUGAUGUGUCUGGCCUCCUACUGCGAGAGGCACCUCAAGCCCCACUAUGAGUCAGCCACUUUUAAGAGGCACAAGCUGGUGGAUGAAAUUGGCCACCUGGACAGACAGAUCUGUCCCCAGCAUCAGAAGGGUCUGGAGCUGUUCUGUCGCACCGACCAGAUGUGUAUCUGUGUGCUGUGUACGGUGAAAGAACAUAAAGGUCACGACAUGGUGUCUGCUGAGCAGGAGAGGGCUGAGGAGCAGCAACGGCUGGGCGCAACACAGGCAGAGAUCCAAGAAAAGAUUCAUGAUCGACUGAAGCAGAUGGAGGAACUGAAACAAGCAGUGGAGUCACUAAAGCACUCAGCUCACCGAGCACUGCAGGACUGUGAGAAGAUGUUUUCGGACAUGAUGCGCUCAAUUGAGAGGAUGCAACAAGAGAUGACCAAGCUGAUCUCCUCCAACAAGAGAGCAGCGCUCAACAACGCGGAGGGCCACAUGGAGCGUCUGACCCACGAGAUUGCUGACCUGAAGAGAAGAGACAACGAGAUCACCCAGCUGUCCCGCACUGAGGACCACAUCCACUUCAUCCAGAGCUAUCAAAUGCUGAUUGCCCAGACAGAGGCUGAGGAGCUGCCUACAGUGAGCGUCAACCCCUACUUUUCCUUCGGCCCAGUCACUAAGGCCGUCUCUGAGAUGAAACAGCACCUGAAUGAAUUCAGCAAUGAUGAACUGGUUAAGGUAGCCAAAGCAGUUAACAAAAUUACCUUCUGUCAGCUGGAUGAAUCCAAAAAGAGACGGUCAACAAAAAGUGAUGAAGCUCCCAUGUACAAGUCUGUACCAGUCCAUGAACCUCAGUCCAGGGAUGAUUUUCUGAAAUAUGCUUGUCAGCUCACUCUGGACUCAAACACAGCCUACAGACAGCUCUACUUGUCUCGAGGGAACAGGAAAGCUACCCUCAAGAGAGACCCCCAGUCCUAUGGUGACAACGCUGCCAGGUUUGACUCCCUGCCUCAAGUCCUGUGCACAGAGGCGCUCUCCGGAGGCGCCUACUACUGGGAGGUUGACUGGAGUGGGGAGGGGGCUUCCAUAGGAGUCACCUACAAAGGCAUCAAGAGGACAGGUUAUGGAGACAGCUGCCGCAUCGGAUACAACCGCAAAUCUUGGAGCCUCUUCUGCUCUGAUUCCAGCUACUCAGCCCGCCACCACAAGGACCAGAUAGAUAUCAACGCACCCUACUCCUCCCGUAUUGGGGUGUUCCUGGACCACGCUGGGGGUACCCUCUCUUUCUACACUGUAGGGGACACCAUGUCUCUCAUCCACCGCUUCAAGGCCACCUUUAGUGAGGCUGUCUAUCCAGGCUUCUGGGUUUGGUACGAGUCAGCCAUCACCAUCAUCCAGCUGUGAUUUAAUAACACACUUCCAAUGAUCAAUGUAUAACUGGGAUUCAGUUUUGGUAUGGGAUUACAGAACAAAAAUAAUACUAUACUUUGAUUAUAUAUUAUAAUUCCUUUAAGAUUGGACAUCUUUGUCUUUUUUUUUUACUAUACUUUGUACUUACUUUGCUGUGUUGAUUAUUGGGGAAACUAUUCUUGAUGACUGAAUAUUCUACAAAUCAACAUGUGUGAAAUACAGUACCAGUCCAAAGUGUGUCCAAACUUUUGACUGGUACUGUAUGAGAUCAGGGAUAUAACGUGAAUGAGCAUUUAAAAUAUCAUUUAAAAAGAAUGAAGGCUGUACUUGAUUGACAUAUGUCAUGUGAUCAUUUAU